AUGCCUCCCAAGUCCCAGGUGGGUUACGUGGAUGAAAAUCGCAAAGCAUAUUAUGCACAUGACCUAGCGGCUAGAGUCCGCAUCAAGAUGACGCUCAUUGACAGUGUGAACAAGUAUCCUUCUAUCGCCCGCAAGUGCGGAGCAUGGUUUUCUGCCAUAUACUCUGGCGGCUGCAGAGGCAGUGGGGUACCCAAGUAUUGUCGCGGGACCAAGGAGCGAUGA
Parastagonospora nodorum SN15 is the source of this 222-nucleotide messenger RNA. RefSeq lists its product as hypothetical. The transcript is spliced from 2 exons. Lineage: Eukaryota; Fungi; Ascomycota; Dothideomycetes; Pleosporales; Phaeosphaeriaceae. The coding region runs from base 1 to 222 and encodes 73 amino acids. The record is from RefSeq and is a predicted model, not a curated record.